Molecule: messenger RNA, 5656 nt
Organism: Panonychus citri (citrus red mite)
Lineage: Eukaryota; Metazoa; Arthropoda; Arachnida; Trombidiformes; Tetranychidae
Gene: sp3
Product: phosphatidylinositide phosphatase SAC2-like
Exons: 5
Coding region: 1241-5221 (1326 amino acids)
Biological process (GO): phosphatidylinositol dephosphorylation; regulation of endocytic recycling
Cellular component (GO): clathrin-coated endocytic vesicle; early endosome
Molecular function (GO): phosphatidylinositol-4-phosphate phosphatase activity
Source: RefSeq, a predicted model, not a curated record
UUAGUCAAGUUUAAUUUUGGAUUUUGUUGGUAAGUUUUUCUCUGUCUUUGCCUUUUAUCCAUCAGCGAAUUUAAUUAAUUUUAAUUGAUUAAACUCUAAUUACUAACAAUCAUUUAAUCUGAAGCAUUAGUUAUCGAUGGAUUCAAAUGAUAAUCUUUCUAGAGAUUGGAUGGUGAACCGAAAUGUAAUCAAAUUACUUAUUGAUUAAACCCAAGUUUUGUGAAUUUAUUAUUAUUUUGUUUUCAACGUAUUUGUUUCAUCACAUGCAAAAGAUAAAUUAUAUUAAUUAAUUGAUUAAUUAAAUAGUUUGUUAUACAUUAUUUUUUUGUGAGGUGAAAGGGGUUACGAUGAAAGGGAAAAUUCAAAUUUGCUGGUUAUUGGAAAUUGAUGAUGUUGAUUGUUGAUAAUCUCAGUCGAUAUGGUAAAUCAACAAUAAAACCAAAAAAAGAACUUCAAGGCCAAAAGAGAAUAAAAAUUAUUCUCUUUUGAGAACAUUAUCUCUUGUGUAAUAGUGAUUACAUUUCUUUGUCAUUACCAUUUCAUCAGAAGAUGAACAUUUUAAACAGAAUUAAUCAUAACCACAAGUAGUUAUCUUCUUGUUUCCAUUCUCAUAAUCACAAUUAUCAUCAUGAUCAAGUGAAAAUUCUACUGUUUUUUUUUCUCUUUUUUCAUUUUGUUCUCUUUUUCCAUUUUCUUUUCUCUCUCUCUCUCUCAGUCUCACUCAUUUCCUUCGUUCUACUUUCAUUACCCUCCAUUCACCUAAUGUACUGAUCAUGUCUUUUUCCACUUACAGAUCCUUUCAAUUCGCCUGUCAAUUGCUUAUUUAUUGUACUACAGCAUUUGGAUUGUAACAUUCACACACCAUACACCAUAUUUACCACCACACACCCACCUCUUCACUCUCUCUCUCUCUCUCUCUCUCUCUCUCUCUCUCUCCUUUUCUCUGUCUAUUACACAUCUGAUUGUGAAAGGAAAGAAAAAGAAAGAGGAAAACUGACUCACAAAUCUCACUUGCAUUCACCAUGUUGAUUAUUUAUCUUGGUUAAUUGAUCUUCGCUGUUAUUUGGAAUAUUGUUUUCUCUACAAUCAUGGUUACUUCAUUUGGAUCGAUUGGUUGAACAUAAUUGUUGAUUUUAAAUUAAUCAAUGGUCAAUAUUAAUUCUCAUUCUCUUGUGUCUCUCCGAUGUCUUUGAUUGUGAUUAUUGUUCCAAUACAUUUAUAAUUUUCUCUCUCAAUUGUGAUGGAGGUUCUUUUUACUCCUGAUUAUUUCAUCUUCAGACGAGGUGACACUAGUCUAUGGUUCAAACGUGCUAAUAAUUACGAUACAAAGGCAAUACUCAAAUCAGGUUAUGAUUUCAAUCAACUAUCCAAUUUCACUUGCCUUGGAUUGGCUCAUGGAUUAAUUGGUAAAUUUGGUCAUGAUAAUUUAAUUAUUAUUCGUCAAAAUCAAUGUGUUGGAAUAAUUCCCGGGGUUAAAGGAUCGGAACAUGAAGUGUACCGUGUUAAAAGAAUUGCAAUAAUCCAAUUAAACGAUGUAGAUCCAGUUCCAAGUGAGAUAUGCCUUGAACCGUGUACCCUUCAUGAUAAUAAUCCAUUGACUGGAAUCCCGAGUACCCUUGAAACUAGUUGUACUUCUAUAGAUGAUGGAAUUGAAAAUCAAUCAUCUGCAGCUAAUCUCAGUCAUUCUCCAAGUUCUGGUGCUAUUGGUGCAGCUUCUAACACCGGCGUUGGUGGAAAUAACACCGGAGCUGCUCUUAAAACAUGGAAUUCAAUUAAAAGCGCAACAUCUUCCGUUAAAUCAGGAGGUAAUCUGAACAAAAGUCCUCGCGGUAGUUUUGCUCCGGGUAAAGAAAAAGGUGAACGACGGCUAAUCAAUGAAGUUCUUAAAAUGUUCAACAAUACAGACUCAUUUUACUAUUCACCAACCGGCGAUAUUUCAAAUAGUAUUCAAAUGAAACACGUUAAAGCCGAAGGUGAUAAACAAGAAACACCAGAGACAACUACUCCCACUCCCGCCGAGAUUAUCAAUGAUUCGACUACUUCUGCCACCACCUCCAUUGAUGAGAAGGAUAAAAAUCACCUUUGGGAUGAAUUUGAUAGUAGAUUUAUUUGGAAUCGUUUCAUGAUUGAUUCAUUAAUUGCCGAGUGUGAACCAAAUAUUAUCCAGUUACCUGAUCUCAAUUUUUGGAUCGUUCCAGUGAUUCAAGGAUUUUUUCAAAGUGAAACUUGUUACAUUGAUGGUGACAAAUCAGACGACAGUGAUUUAGAAUUUCGAGAAUAUCAAAUGAUAUUAAUCUCACGCAGAUCAAGAUUUCGAGCCGGAACUCGAUAUAAAAGACGAGGUUUAGAUGAGGACGGGAACUGUGCAAAUUAUGUAGAAACAGAACAAAUCUUUAGGUACGGAACUCAUGUGGUCUCUUUUGUUCAAGUUCGAGGGUCAGUACCAAUAUUCUGGAGCCAACCUGGACACGCUUAUCGUCCACCACCUCGACUUGAUCGAUCAGAAGACGAGACCCAGAAAGCAUUUGAAACCCAUUUUCAGAAAGAGUUUAAAAUUUAUGGCCGAGAAGUGAUUAUCAACCUGAUUGAACGUUGGGGCCGUGAACGAGUUGUCGGUGAAUCUUAUUUGAAUCAUACGAUUAAUUUUGAUUCACCUCAAUUAACUUACGUUUCUUUUGAUUUCCAUGAAAGAUGUCGUGGAAUGAAAUUUGAAAAUGUUUCAAUUCUAAUUUCGAGUAUCAAAGAUAUAAUUCGAGAUAUGAAAUACUGUUGGAUUGAUGAUCAGGGUGUAAUCCAGUUCCAAGAUGGUGUAUUUAGAGUUAAUUGUAUUGAUUGUCUUGAUCGGACAAAUAUCGCACAAACUGCCAUUGCUCGUACCGUUAUGGAUACUCAGUUCUCAAAACUUGGUGUCUUAUGUCCAGAUAGUGAGCUACCUGCCAAUUGUCGUCGUAUUUUUCAAAUAAUGUGGGCCAAUAACGGUGAUUCAAUCAGUCGACAAUAUGCCGGUACCAAUGCCCUUAAAGGUGAUUACACUCGAACUGGUGAAAGACGAUUUGCCGGUAUGGUUAAAGAUAGUUACAAUUCUGCAUCAAGAUACUUACAGAAUCGUUUCAAAGAUGCUUAUCGACAAGCAGCUAUUGAUACAAUGCAGGGUAACCCGAUAAGUGAUACUGACCUUCGAAGUCCAGAUAGUGAGAAUGUUUAUGGUGAUGACGAGGACGAGGAAGACAUUGAACAUCAUGAAAGAGUUAAACAAGUAAUCGAAGAUUGUAAGAAAAUACUUAUACCCGAAAAUGAGGUUAUUUUAGGCGGAUGGCCAUUAAUCGAUGCCGAACCCUCAAACUCUGAAAGUUCAAAUCAAUCGUCCAUGGAAAUGGACACUGUAUUAAUAUUAACCAAAGAUUGCUACUAUGUAGCAGAAUAUGAUGAUCAAACUGAUAGAAUUACAAAGUACCAAAAAGUAUUAUUAGAAGAUUUAGAGAAGAUCGAAUUUGGACCCGAACCUGGUGCUCAGCUUCUCUUUUCAUCUCUUUCCUCGAAAUUACAGAAACAAAGCUACUGUAUUCGAUUCCAAUACCUAAUCAAUGGUCAGAGUGGUUAUUUCCACAUGUUUCGACCAACAAACACCCGAUUCUUCAAUAACAUGGCAAUACCAGUGAGAACAUCUCAAGAAUCAAUUGACUCCCUCAAAGCAAUUUGCGAAUCAUUUAAAGUUGCUCUUUGUGUUAAAUCGUUAAAUGUUCCACUUUACGAAGGUCGAUUAGAAAAAAGAAAAAGUAAAACUGUUUCGUUUUCAAGUAAACAGCCCACAAUCCACGGGAAUUUACAACCUCGAAAGGUGCGACACUAUACACAUUCCUCUUCGAUUUCAAAAGGAUCUUCUAGUUUAUUGCCUCGAAAUAUUUCAGAUGGUAAUUUGUUGAACUUGAAAAACGUUGGCUCUCGAGCUUUGAAUAAUGUAUCUUGUCAAUUGGCUCGUUUCAAGGGUAAAUUAACUGGUAACGCACGAAGUAAUCCCCAUCUUGCCCUGGGUACAGUUAGUGAGCAGCGUCUUGAGUCAAUUCAAUCGUUUGGUGGAGUAGCUACUUCAAUCGCUUCCUCAGAGGAAGAUAUUUAUGAUGAUGAAUGGGAAGGAGCGGUCACAACAGGCGAUAUAUCCGAGGACGAAUCACUUAGAAAAUCUAAUCGAACCAAUCGAUUGAUUCGAGAUCAACAAGCAAGUAUUGCCUCGAAUGCAUCAUCUGUCUUCCUCACCGAACGGACACUUUCCUCUGACUACUCUGAAUGCAGUGAUUUGGAAGAUACCGAUGACGCUGUUUUAAGCUCAUUGUGUGAGGAGCCUCGAUCACUACCUUAUAAAAGUGCGGCCGCUCUUUCAUUGGCUGGAAACGACACUCUACUCGAAAGCUGUGGUAUACUAACUAUUAGUCCUCCCUUGAAACCUGAUUACGAUGAACAUGGUAACCUCGAUGAGACCACUAAGCACAGAGGCAGAAAUCGUAAAUCACUUUUGAAAGAUGUUGACGAUUUUGUUAUCGACGCUAUGAACAAAGCUGGACUCAAACAGCUUCAUCGUAAAGCAUCAGAAAGUUUGACAUCUCUCCCGUUGAGAGGCAAAUAUCCUUCACUUUCAUUAUCUUCGACAUCAACUCAACUGCACCAAACUCGAGCACCACAAAUUGAAAUCUCAGACUCGACUGGUGGCUCCGAAAUGAAUCCUCCUUCUCCACCAAGCCAACCGAGAACACGAAAAUUGUCAAAAUCAUCAGAAGAUAUCGAGACUUUGGAUAACUUUUGUACCAAAAAUUUGGGGAAUACAAGUAGUGCUUCUUGUGCCGCACUUUCUGGUUUACCUUCAGAAGAAAAUCUACUCACCGACGAUUCACAGGAAACACAAUCAUCAUCAAUCAAAUCUUCGUCUACUCUUCAAAUAAGUUCAGUUAAGAUGAAACAAUCUCACAGUGAGAUGGCUCUUGGUCAAGAUAAUCGAUUGGCACUAAAUAUUAACAAUUCUUCAAAUGCAUCGGCAAAUCCACUUUCGUCGCCAAUUUUGAUGAAAAAAGAUCUCAUCUUAUCGCCCAUUUCACGAAUAGCUAAGGGCGUACAUUCCUUCGGACUCAAUCUAAGGUCACACUAUUCUAGUGAAACAGCUAAUACCCAAGCGUUUGAUCCCAAAUCGUGUGGAAAAAAUUACGAAAAAACAACAAUUAUUUUCAUCUAAUCAGCACAGUGUGUUCAGUGAACACCAUGGAACAAAAAAUCAAGAUUUAAAAUUGACUCACCUAAAAAUCAAAAGUCUAUGAUUAACUUAUUGUCUCCCAAUUACUAUCCUAAUUAUCAUCAUUAAUUUAAAUCAUCUUUCAUUCAAAUCAAAUUCACAAUUCCAAUGAAUAUAACGCUUAAUUGUCUCAUCUUUCUGUAAAAUUUGCUACCUUUAAUUUUUUCCUGGUUGUUUUUGUUUUUUCCUUGAUUUCCAAAUCGUUUGAUCCCCUGUAAAGAUAAUUACUUAUCUUGAUGAGAAUCUCAAAUUUAUGAACAGACACAAUUACCUAAGAAAAAAAUCAUUUUCUCUAAUAAGUGUAAUAAGGAGAAGCGAAACCGAAUCCUUGAGGCGUUUUGUUAAUUAAACAAUGACAGAUUUUACUAUCAACCAUAA